AUGCCUCCUCCCUUCCCAUCGUCUCGCGGUCGCAUGACUGCGAAUCCGCAGAGGCCACAGCGUUACCGGCCAGGAAAGCCAAUCGCAGAAGAACAUUCUUCGGAGGAGGAAGAGGAUGACGAUGAGGAAAUUAAUGAAAAGGAACAGCGACGAGAACAGGAAAGGUUACGACGACAACAGCAUAGAGCUCCUCCCCCGAAAGCAACUUCGUUUCCUGCCGCCCCCACGUCAAAACUUAUAAACGGAGUACGUGAGGUGAAGUUAGAGGAGGAAAGUGAAGAUGAAGCAGGGUUUCUCACUGACGAAGAGGAGGAGGAUGAGGCAGGAAAAGGCGUGGGGAAAGGAACAGAUCAAGGAGGGGAAAAUGAAGAGGAUAGCGAAGAAGAAAGCUCUGAGGAGGAAGAGGAAUCAAGUUCGGAGGAGGAAGCACCCAGAAGGAUAUUACUUAGGCCCACAUUCAUCAAAAAGAAUCAGCGGAAGGACUCUUCGACUCCAGGCGUUACAAGCAACGGGGGAGCUGGACCAUCACCUGCAGAUCCAACCACAGAGGACGCAGCCGAAAUCGCACGCAGAAAAGAGAGGGCGGAUAUUCUGAUUCGGGACCAGCUGGAGAAAGAAGCUGCUAUAAGACUUGCGGGGAAGAAAUCUUGGGAUGACGAUGAGAACGUCGAAGGAGAGAAUGAAGAACAAAUUGACGAUACCGACGGGCUCGACCCGGCCGCUGAGCUUGCAGCGUGGAAGCUUCGGGAGCUGAAACGCAUCAAGCGCGAGCGGGAAGUUAUCGAGCAGGCGGAAAAGGAGCGUGAGGAGAUCGAACGGCGUCGGAAUCUCACGGCUGAAGAGCGGGAGCGGGAAGACCGGAAAUUCCUUUCACAGCAAAAGGAGGAGCGGGAAGCUGGAAGAGGAAAUGUCGGGUUCAUGCAACGGUAUUUUCACAGGGGGGCAUUUUUCCAUGACGAUAUGGAGGAGAAAGGGUUAGAUCGUCGCGAUCUCAUGGGGAGUCGGUUUGUGGAUGAGGUUAAGAAUCGCGAGGCGCUACCGCAGUAUUUGCAGGUUAGGGAUAUGACUAAGAUUGGGAGGAAGGGGAGAACGAAGUAUCGGGACUUAAAGAGCGAAGAUACGGGUCGCUGGGGGGUUGAUGGAUAUAACCGUUCAGUUACAUCUAAUAAUACGGCACGGUUUGGGAUCAAGGAUGAGCGAUUUCUUCCAGACAAACGCGAGGGCGAGCGGGAUAGGCCGUAUGGUCCUACGGGUGCGAAUUCUAGUGCCUUUAUAGAUCGACCUCGCCCCAGACGGCGAUCACGGUCAGGAUCUAGGUCGAGGCCGAGGUCAAGGUCAAGGUCUGGAGCACGACCACGGCGCCGCUCUCUGUCACGAUCCCGGUCCCCAUCACGAUCGCCACGACAGAGGGAAUGUAGGGGUUGCUACCGUGAUGAUGACAGGCCGAGAAGGAAGCGGAGCCUAUCACCGUAUGACGACAGAGAUAAGCGCCGUCGGAUAGGUACUGCCGCGUAG
Messenger RNA from Paracoccidioides lutzii Pb01, 1515 nucleotides. Its product is annotated as microfibril-associated protein. The transcript has a single exon. Bases 1 to 1515 code for a protein of 504 amino acids. Gene Ontology annotation, molecular function: RNA binding. Gene Ontology annotation, cellular component: U2-type spliceosomal complex. The record is from RefSeq and is a predicted model, not a curated record. Gene Ontology annotation, biological process: mRNA splicing, via spliceosome.